ACUUCUUCCAUUUAAGAAUGAUGGAGGCCACUGUGUUCUUGGGGACCUUCAAUGCUGCAGAAAUGUUUUGAUACCCUUCCCCAGAUUCAUUUUACCUCAUGCCUUGGUUUUUGCUCUGACAUGCACUGUCAACAACUAACUAACUAACAAAUAUAGCCAGGUGUGUGCCUUUCCAAAUCAUGUCAAAUCAAUUGAAUUUACCACAGGUGGAAUACAAUCAAGUCGUAGAAUCAUCUCAAGGAUGAUCAAUGGAAACAGGAUGCACAUGAGCUCAAUUUCGAGUCUCAAAACAAAGGGUCUGAAUACUUACAUUUAAAAAAUCAUCUAAAAACCUGUUUUCACUUUGUCAUUAUGGGGCAUUGUGUGUAGAUUGAUGAGUCAAAAAUAUAAUGUAAUCAAUUUUAGAACAAGGCUGUAACACAACAAAAUUUGGAAGAAAGGAAGUGGUCUGAAUACUUUCCGAAUGCACUGUAGGUAUUUCUCUGUGUUCAAUAGAGAUUGUGUCAUCUGUGGAUCUGUUGGGGCGUUAAGCAAAUUGGAGUGGGCCUAGGGUGUCUGGGAUGAUGAUGUUGAUGUGUGCCAUGACCAGCCUUUCAAAGCAUUUCAUGGUUACAGAUGUGAGUGCAGUCAUUGCGGUAUUUAUUGGCUGGCAAAACUACCUCUAACUUCCUUAAUACUGCCUGUAAUCCUUGGCUUUUGGUGAGGGUACAUACAUAUGGUCACUGUGGGGACGACGUUGUCGAUACACUUAUUGAUGAAGUCCGUGACUGAUAUGGUAAACCCCUUAAUGUUAUCGGAUGAAUCCCUCAACAUAUUCCAGUCUGUGCUAGCGAAGAAGUCUUGUACCUUGUACCUUUUGUCAGACCAAUUCCGUACUGAGUGCGUCACUGGUAUUUCCUGUUUGAGUUUUUGAUUGUAAACAGGAAGGAGUAUGGAGUCAUGGCCUGGUUUGCCAAAGGGAGGGUCUUGUAUAUAUUUCUCUAGGUAGAGUAAAAGUUGUCCAGAUUGUUAGCGCCUCUUGUGGAGCAGGAGACAUAUUGGUAAAAGUGGGGUAAAAUGCAUUUUAGGUUUCCCAUGUUAAAGUCUCCGCCCACUGCCUCUGGGUGUGCAUUUUCUUGCUUGUUUAUGGCCCUGUACAGCUCUUUGAGUGCCUACUUAGUGCUAUUCUCGUUUUGUGGUGGGAUGUAGACAACAGUGAUGAUUACAGAUGAAAGCUCAGAAAGCGAUAGAUCUUGUUACCAAAGCCACAGAGGAGGAUAAGAACAAGAACUAUGAGGAGGCUUUGCGCCUUUACCAGCAUGCAGUGGAGUACUUCCUGCAUGCUAUCAAGUAUGAUGCACACAGUGACAAGGCAAAGGAGAGCAUACGUGGGAAGUGUAUGCAGUACCUAGACCGGGCAGAGAAACUCAAAGAUUACUUGAAGAACAAAGAAAAAGCAGGGAAGAAGCCUGUCAAGGAAGCACAGAGUAAUGAUAAGAGUGACAGUGACAGCGAGGGUGAAAAUCCAGAGAGAAAGAAACUGCAAGAGCAACUAAUGGGUGCCAUUGUAAUGGAAAAGCCCAAUGUCCGGUGGAACGAUGUGGCUGGACUAGAGGGUGCUAAGGAGGCCUUGAAGGAAGCCGUAAUCCUGCCCAUUAAAUUCCCUCACCUCUUCACAGGCAAACGCACUCCAUGGAGAGGGAUUCUUCUCUUUGGACCCCCUGGGACGGGAAAGUCUUACCUGGCCAAAGCAGUAGCCACAGAAGCCAACAACUCCACCUUCUUCUCUGUGUCAUCAUCAGACCUCAUGUCCAAGUGGCUUGGAGAGAGUGAGAAACUGGUGAAGAACCUGUUUGAUCUUGCCCGCCAGCACAAGCCCUCCAUCAUCUUUAUUGAUGAGGUGGACUCACUCUGUGGCUCCAGGAAUGAGAAUGAGAGUGAGGCUGCCCGGCGGAUCAAGACAGAGUUCCUGGUGCAGAUGCAAGGUGUGGGCAACAACAAUGAUGGAAUCCUUACCCUUGGGGCCACUAACAUUCCCUGGGUUCUGGAUGCUGCCAUCCGCAGAAGGUUUGAGAAGCGUAUCUACAUCCCUCUCCCAGAGGAGCCUGCUAGGUCCCAGAUGUUCCGUCUGCACCUGGGCAACACGCCCCACAGCCUGAGUGACGCAGACCUUCGUCAGCUUGCCAAAAAGACAGAAGGCUACUCUGGGGCUGACAUCAGCAUCAUUGUACGAGAUGCCCUCAUGCAGCCUGUCAGGAAAGUGCAGUCAGCCACACACUUCAAAAAGGUGCGAGGGGCGUCCCGUGCCAACAGUCAAUUGAUGGUGGAUGACCUUCUGACCCCGUGUUCGCCUGGGGACCCGGCUGCCAUAGAGAUGACCUGGAUGGAAGUGCCUAGCGACAAGCUGCUGGAGCCCAUCGUCUGCAUGUCUGACAUGCUGCGGUCCCUGUCCACCACGCGCCCCACAGUCAACACGGAGGACUUGUUCAAGGUCAGGAAGUUCACAGAGGACUUUGGACAGGAGGGUUGAGAGAGCCUUGUCAUCUGGAGCUUAACAACUCCUUACCCUGUGUGGUGGAAAUUAAAUAUUAAUUACAUACUAUACUGUUUAAUUAGACAUACUAUGCUGUUUUACCUAGAGAUUUGUCUAUUGUUAUAUGUUCGUAUUUUUACUGAUACAGACUUGUCUUGUGUGACUUAGUGGGAAGUGCAGGGAGGAACAGAGAGUGGUGGCGAUAUCAGCUAUCUUGAUCUACACAGACAAGCUAAAUUACAUUUUAUAUCUCUGUUCCCCGGGCCUGUUUCUGCACAUCUGCUAAACUGCCACAUAGACAAAAUAGGUUGCACUUUUUCUAUGAGAGGAGAGAUACAACUCUGUUCAUUGCGCUUUCCUAACGAUGCACUGAUUGAGUGGUUGUUAUUGAUUGCUUCAUUUUGGCUAAUCUUAUAAUGAAGUUGAAGAAUACAGUCUCUCUCCUUUUGGUUAGAAUUACCACCACACCUGCCACUUCUUCUCUCAAGCCCCAUGCAUGAUGGAGCAUUUUAACUUCAUGUACAGUAUAUUCUUUCCCUCCGAUCAUUCACUAUUGCAGUCCUGAAGACAGAAAGACUAUUUAUUUCUCUGCCAUUUUGCACUUUUUAAGUUAUUUGAAGUUAAUAAUUAUGAACGAGAGGUAUUGAAGCACUUUUGAACAAUUACAUAUUUCAUUGUUUUCUUGUCUCUCGUGUGUAAGUGCAUACAUGUCUUUUAUUCAAUGUGUCAGUCUUAAUGUAUGUCUUUUAUGUGCAUGAUUUCUCUGUUUGCUUUUUCAUUUAUUGAGUUUUGACUGACCGUAGCUGCUCCAGUGUUGCCACCUCUCCCAAUCCCCACUAGAGCUGUCCCUAUGUUACAAAUAGUGUUACUUACACUAUUUAUGAUUAUUUAUUUUAUUAUAUUUCAUCUCGUCAAGAUUUUUGUGUUGACUGACUGAGUACAGUUGUUGAGUGGGGGAGGCGUUUACAUUUUAGUAUUUCUCUGUUGACAUGUGAGUGAAGAUGGGGACGAGCAUUUUUGUAUUUCUGGAUUUGAACAUUGAAAAUAAUAUUUCUACGACAGACACUAUCAUAUUGUUCCAAUACUGUUGUCAUAAUAGUAUUGCCGUGUCUCUGUGUAGAUGGGGGUAUCGGUUCAGUAAUACUUAAGUCAGUUCUGGUCCCAAGGGGAUCUCACUCCUGUUACAUGUAGCUAUGAUAACCAAGUUACCCUGACUUAAUAUAUCCUGAAUUCAAAAAGAACAAGAUGUGCUUUUCAUGAUUCAAUUGUAACUUCUUAUUAUCCCCUUUAUAAUAUAGAUCACCGGCUAAUAUUUACACCCUUUCCUUAUUAAUUUCUAGACAUAUUUUUGUCCACAACUUUUUAAUCAAGUAAUAAUUAAAUAAAUACACACUGACUGCUUUUCCAAUUGAUGUGAACAUUCCACACAAAUAUUCAUUUAAAAAAGUUUAUUAUAACUAAACUACAAUAUUCAAAGGAUUAAAAAUGGAUAUAUACACAUGAAUAAAGCAUAACAAAUCCUCUUGGUUACUUGAACCUCACUGUCAAAGGUUAACCAACAUCCAUUCAAACAAAGCAAUGUUGGUGAAUUCAAUUUAACCUAUCAUGUUAAUCACAUACUUUGGGGUAUUCAAACACAAAAUAAAACUUAAGGCUGAACUGUGGAAUAAUUGAAAGCUUAAUAUUACCAAGUGGUGUAAAGUACUUAAGUAAAAAAUACUUUAAAGUACUACUUAAGUCGUUUUUUUGGGGGGGGGUGGGAUCUGUACUUUACUUUUUAUAUUUUUGACAAUUUUUACUACAUUCCUAAAGAAAACUCCAUACAUAUUUACUCCAUACAUAUUCCCUGACACCCAAAUGUACUCGUUACAUUUUGAAUGCUUAGCAGGACAGGAAAAUUGUCCAAUUCACACACACUUAUCAAUAUAACAUCCCUGGUCAUCCCUACUGCCUCUGACCUGGCAGACUUACUAAACACAAAUGCUUAGUUUGUAAAUUAUGUCUGAGUGUUGUAGUGUGCCCCUGGCUAUACGUCAAUAUAAAAUAAAAAUACAUUUUUUUAAA
Messenger RNA from Oncorhynchus nerka (sockeye salmon), 4576 nucleotides. RefSeq names its product vacuolar protein sorting-associated protein 4A-like. Gene Ontology annotation, molecular function: ATP hydrolysis activity; ATP binding. The transcript has 11 exons. Gene Ontology annotation, biological process: vacuole organization; endosomal transport. Bases 1208 to 2509 code for a protein of 433 amino acids. NCBI's taxonomy places the organism in Eukaryota, Metazoa, Chordata, Actinopteri, Salmoniformes, Salmonidae. The record is from RefSeq and is a predicted model, not a curated record.